GGAAACAAAACAUAAAUUUGCAAAAUUCUUCACCUGCUUUUUGCAGCGAAUCGAGCAAGAAGAGCAUUUGGAAAAAGCACAGACAUUAACUAAAUUAAAUGGCAUUACAGUAUCUAAAGAGACUUGGAUGGUCUAUAAACAGAGUAAGCAGCAAUAAACGAUUAAGAUACGUAAUGCCAAUGAUGCAAAAAUAUACCAUAAAUUCAAGUAUCAGCUCGACAACGGAACGCAUGUCUAAUAACAAUAACGGUCGUCAAUAUAAGCAAAAGAAGAAAUUUGGUAAAUUUUUUAUACCCGUAUUGGGUGCAGUUAUUGUGGGUGGUAUUUGUUAUAAUCAUUCUGGCAUCGUGGAAGCAAAAACUAUCAACCUCGCGGGACGCAGAAGGCAAUAUAAUUUUAUAGCCGAUGUGGUUGAAAAUUGUGCCGACUCUGUUGUUUAUAUUGAAAUUAAAGAUAUGAGACAUUUUGACUAUUUUACGGGGAAACCGGUAACGGCAUCAAAUGGUUCAGGGUUUAUUAUCGAAUCGAACGGUAUCAUACUCACCAACGCUCAUGUGGUUAUUAAUAAACCUCACACCAUGGUUCAAGUGCGUUUAUAUGAUGGUCGGGUCUUCCCCGCUGUAGUGGAAGAUGUCGAUCAAAAUUCAGACUUGGCCAUAGUGCGCAUACAGUGUAAAGAUUUGCCUGUUAUGCGUUUGGGGGAGAGUGCCAAUUUGAGAUCUGGUGAGUGGGUAGUGGCUUUGGGUAGCCCACUGGCAUUGAGUAACACUGCAACGGCCGGUGUUAUCAGUUCCACUCAGAGGCCAUCACAAGAAUUAGGUUUAACAAAUCGCGAUAUAAAUUAUUUACAAACUGACGCGGCAAUCACAUUCGGUAAUUCGGGUGGUCCACUAGUCAAUUUGGAUGGCGAAGCCAUCGGUGUCAAUUCAAUGAAAGUAACGGCCGGUAUUAGUUUUGCAAUACCUAUAGAUUAUGUAAAGCUGUUUUUGGAAAAAGUUAACGAGCGGCGUAAACGAGGCUCCUCCGGUCGCUUGACAUAUCCAGCCAAACGUUACAUGGGCAUUACAAUGUUAACUUUGACUAAUGAUAUACUUAAUGAACUGAAAAUGCGUAGCCAAAACGUGCCCAGCAAUCUAAAACAUGGGGUCUUAGUAUGGAAAGUGAUAUUAGGUUCACCGGCUGAUAUCGGUGGCCUCAGCCCGGGUGACAUUGUCACCCAUAUUAAUAAAAAAGAAGUUAAAACAUCAUCGGAUGUCUACGAAGCCUUGGCGGAGAAUACCAAAUCCUUACAAAUUACAAUAUUUCGGGGUCUUAAGGAGAUAACACUUACAGUUACGCCGGAGGAUCCCUAAGACAGCGCGUCGACUCUGAAUUAAAACAACUGCCGACUUUUUUAUGUCCUACCAAUAGUUCAUUUUCAUUACGACUAACAUUGGUCGAUGUAAUUGACAGUAUUUCGAUGGUCAUCUGUUCUGUUAUAUCCAGCAAAAAUGUUGUCUUCAUUUGCAAUAAUCACGAUUGGGUACGUCCGCCCCGUUUCGAAUGGAUCGAAAAUCUCCUCUCUCCCAUCAUAUAUUAUGAGCUAUGUCAAAUAGAGUUAACACAACUAUCCGAUCCAUUUCUUUUGCU
This is a messenger RNA of Glossina fuscipes, 1629 nucleotides long. RefSeq names its product serine protease HTRA2, mitochondrial (gene HtrA2). Lineage: Eukaryota; Metazoa; Arthropoda; Insecta; Diptera; Glossinidae. Gene Ontology annotation, biological process: programmed cell death; positive regulation of apoptotic process; proteolysis. The coding region runs from base 99 to 1352 and encodes 417 amino acids. The record is from RefSeq and is a predicted model, not a curated record. Gene Ontology annotation, molecular function: protein binding; serine-type endopeptidase activity. The transcript has 4 exons.